AUGCCUGCCCCGGUGAGCAGGUCUGUUUUCGAGGCCGCCCAGGACCCCGUUCUCCUGCACGGGCUGACCCUCGUCACUGGAGCUGCUGCAGACAUAGGUGCUGCCGAGCCGGCACUAGUGAGCCAUGAGAAACCUGCAACCACCAGCUGUGAGGAUAAAGCCUGUGGGGUCCCUGAGGUGCCAGAGAGGAUGUGCUGCUUGACCUGCGGGCAGGUUUUCGGCAGCCGUGAGGAGCAGACUGAGCAUUACCGUCUUGACUGGCACCGCUUCAACCUGAAGCAGCGACUCCUGGGGCGCCAGACACUGCCUGUAGAAGCAUUUGAGGAGAAGACCCGCACAGGUGAUGUUUCCAGCAUCUCAGGAUCUGAUUCAGAGAGCUCUGAUGCAAGCAGUGAGUCAGAGUUGCAGCCCUCUGCCAGUGACAGCCCCAGGACCCCCCAGAUUCCCCGCUCCCACAAGGUGUUGUUCCGCAAUGCAAAGGGCCAGCUCAUCUCUGCAUACCGCUGCGUGCUGGUCACUGGGAAGGGUGCCAUUGAGGAGCCAGUGAAGCUGACAGUGUCACUGCAGAGCCUCAGUGUGAAUACAUGCUGGGUCGUGCUGAUGAUGGGCGGUGGGCACUUCGCAGGAGCUGUGUUCCGGGGCCCCCAGAUGCAGGAGCACAAGACCUUCCACCGCUACACAGUGCGAGCACGGCGGGGCACAGCCCAGGGCCUAAGGGAUGCCCAGACCCCAGGGUCAGCACCCAGGUCAGCUGGAGCUUCCCUGCGGCGUUACAAUGAGGCUGUGCUGCUCAAGGAUAUUCAGGACCUCCUGGCAGCCUGGGUGCAUCACUUGAAUGAAGCUCAGCGCAUCUUUCUCCGGGCCCCACGUCACAACCGUGCACUGCUCUUUGGCGGCAAGAACCCACCCCUCACUCGAGGGGACUAUCGCAUUUGCCACAUCCCCCUCAGCACCCGCAGGGCCACCCUGAGAGAGGUGCUGCGAGUCCAUGCCACACUGGCCAGCUUGCAGGUAUAUGAGCAGGGCACGCCACUCGAGGACAUCACUGGGUCCCCCCGGAAGGUCUGGCAGAAGAGGCAGCAGAAAGCAGAGAUGGAUCCACCACAGGAAGACUCGGCCCCAGUCUCAUCAUUCCCCUCAGCACCGGAGGAGGAGGAAAGCUCUGCAGGAGAACUGGAGACUGUGGAAGUGACACUGGGGACCUUAGACCUUCGUGAGUUUGAAGUGGUGCCCAAGCGAAACCGCAAAAGGAGGAAGAAGAGGGACAAACAGGUGGAGAGAGGGCCCCGUGCCGAAGAGACAGGAUGCCAUGGUACCCAAUGUGGGCAGCCUGGCUUGGAGCUGGUGACAGAGCUGCAGAGGGAGGCUGAGGCUGGGCCCCUUCCCUGGGGUAAUGGAGGAGACCCUCAGACCCAGCUCCUCGAUGCCCUGUUCACCGCCUGCAAAACAGGGGAUGUGCAGACACUGCGGCACCUCCUGGGUGUGACAGAGAGUGGGGGCCUGCCAGGGAACAGUGAGGAUGGGGAGGUUGCACAGCCCCUGGAUAUGGCCCACUCCCUGCUCAACCAGCCCGUGGAUGAUCGUGGCUGUACCCUGCUUCAUGUGGCAGCACAGGCAGGCAAGGCUGAGACUGUGUGCCUGCUGCUGGAGGCAGGGGCAGACCCUGCCCUCAGGGACAGGCAGGAGAGAACUCCAUACUGCAUCUCUGCCAAUAGGGUGACCCGCAAUGCCUUCCGCAAGUUCAUGGUGGACCAUCCAGACAAGUAUGACUACAGCCAUGCCAAGGUGCCAGGGCCCCUGACACAGGAGAUGGAGGCCAAGAAGCUGGAGAAGAAGCGGGCACAGAAAGCCCAGCGGAAACAACGGGAGCAAGCGCAGAGGGAGGAGCGGCAGCGCUGGGAGCAGGAGCAAGAAGAGAAGCAGCGGUUUGCAGCCCUGUCUGACAGGGAGAAGAGGGCACUGGCUGCCGAGCGGAGGCUGGCUGCGCAGCUGCAGGACACCGGCACAAUUCUUACCAACAUCAGCCGCUGCUGGCAUUGUGGAGAAUCCCUGCUGGGACAGAUCCCCUUCCAUUACCUCGACUUCUCCUUCUGCUCCACGGCCUGCCUGCAAACCCACCGCCGGGCCCAGGCCAGCCACACCUAA
Molecule: messenger RNA, 2145 nt
Organism: Acanthisitta chloris (rifleman)
Lineage: Eukaryota; Metazoa; Chordata; Aves; Passeriformes; Acanthisittidae
Gene: ANKZF1
Product: ankyrin repeat and zinc finger domain containing 1
Exons: 15
Coding region: 1-2145 (714 amino acids)
Molecular function (GO): protein binding
Source: RefSeq, a predicted model, not a curated record